GUUGGCUCUGCCUCUUGCAUAAACAUGCGCAUUAGAAAAUGAAUGAUGCUGAAGUGGUAGCUCACUUUGCUGUGUCUAUCUUAAGGUUGUUCUCAUUUUAAAGCUGGAAUUGGGCAUCCUGAGGAUGGGUUUAUUGUUUGGCAUGGUACAAUGGUCUGAAGGUACCAGCACAGAAUAUGACAAAUAGUUCCUGAUAGUUCAAGAUGGGUGAUCAGGUUUUGAAGUGGCACUUCUGUAUUCCUAUGUUAUGCUUACAUACAAGGGACUUUACAGGGCCAGGCAGGAACAAUUUAUGAGAGAUCAAAAUCUUACUUAAAAAUGCUACUAAUACAGACCUACCGCUCUCCAUACGUGCAGAUAGGCCUCUCCAGCAAACCUGCUGUGAGUUAGGUUGUACCAUUCUAGUGAUUUCUCACUCCUAACAACAUUUUUCAUGAAUGAUUCAAAAUAUUUUAAUGGACUCUAAAUGUAAGUUGAAGGAGGUGCCAACAGUAGCUGAACUGGACACCGGAGUUAAUGAAGAUGACCUUAAUUAAGGGAGGGGAGUGAGUGAGUGAAUCCUUGAAACAUCUUCCUCGUGAAAAACAAAACAACAAAAGGGAUUUAGUGGCAUACAGAUAUUUCUCAUCUCUAGAAUGUAACUUACGGGGGGGGGGGGGGAGGGGGGAUAGGACAUAGAGGGAGGCGCUAAACAGGCUUUAAUUGAGGUAACCUCAUAAUUUCUAGGGAAAAUGAGAUGUGUAAGCCUGGGCACAGACACAUUGUCCUCGUGGGGUUUGUGGUGGUCAUCCCUUCUCCAGUGCUGUAGAUGGAUGAGUUUGGUACGGGUGAUGGUGCCUCACUUGGCAACUGGGUGGCAGUUCUUUCCCAGAAUCUUCAGACCUGGGUUGCGGUCCUGAUUGCUGAAUGUCUGGUAGAAUUCUCUAGCUAUAAACUGGAGAAGAUAAAUGAGUAGGCUUUGCUUCUAGAAGCAAUUAAGAGCUUUUAUGUAUAAGGAUAGCAGUGCUGUGUUGUAGGGUUAUUUUGUUAAUGCUUUGCUGACAUUGACUUGGUAGGAAACAGCGGGGCUGGAGCCAGUAUGCUGGACUAGCCAGUUACUGCACACUGCCUUCCUGGCUGAAAUGGUAUGCUGCAGCUGUUCCCCAAGAGACUGGGAGGAUGAUUUAAAAGCAACAACAAAACUCCCAUAGGAAUGCAGGGAAUAUCAUGUGUCUGGGAUUUCGGAAAGAGCUGGAGCAAAUGUGGCCGUGUUUGCUGUGAGCUUGUUGGCCCCGCUUUGGGCCUGGACCAUUUGACCUUCAGAGGUCCCUUCCAAAUGAAAUUAUUCUGUGAUUCUCUGUUUGUGCCUGAGCCCGGGCCUGCUGGACACUGCUGUCAUGGCACUGGAAGGAUUAAUGUGGAAGUAAAAAGGCUAACACAAGUGGCAACUGCUUGGUACGGAAAGCAAAUGAAGAAGAUAGUUGAGAGAAUUAAGCCUCUUCCGUGAACUGGAGAGGCCAUCUCUAGCUCACGAGGCUUUCAGCUUUGCCCAGGGUUCUGGUUAGAGCUAUGCUUACUUCUAGAUGACAAAAAAUAAGCAGGCGUUACUGUUGAUCUUGUCUUUGUUGAUGGAGAUUGCAGUCUUUCAGCUUUGGCUUUGCAACUGUGUUUUGCUCUGUCUGUGGUCAUCUGUCACCAGUGUUUUGUGUUCUGCCUGCUUCGUUUUGAUUUUAAUGUGGAUGGCCUUAAGUUUGUGGCCUGCUGUGACGUGGGAAUCUUUUCCUCAGUUGUGUACUGAUGUAUCCAGGGUUUGUCAAACGCUUGCCAUGGAAACUUCCCCUCGAAUACUGCUGCCUGCUGGUGCGUGGAAAAGUCUUGCUGGGAUGGGGUGCCCUGCUGGCUGACCUAGAAAUGACAGCUCAUGUAUUUUGACCUCUAUGGAUGCCUUUCUCUCCAUUGGGACUUUGAAGCCUGAGAGGCUUGAGACAGGGGAUUUGGCUUCUGUGCAAUUAGCAGGAACUCCAAAUAGAUGGGAGGUCUUGUCUGCAGCUCCUGCCACUAUAAAGGAUGAAGCUGGUAAUAUAGUACAGAUUCCAGGUGCUGCCACAGUAACUUCAAGUGGGCAGUAUGUCCUUCCUAUUCAGAGUUUGCAAAAUCAACAAAUCUUUUCUGUUGCACCAGGAUCAGAUUCGUCGAAUGGUACUGUGUCUAACGUUCAAUACCAAGUAAUACCCCAGAUCCAGACAGCGGAUGGUCAGCAAGUUCAACUUGGCUUUGCAGCCUCUUCUGAUAAUAGCAGUAUAAAUCAAGAAACCGGUCAAAUUCAGAUCAUUCCUGGCUCUAAUCAAACCAUCAUUGCCUCUGGAUCACCUUCAGCUAAUAUUCAGAAUAUCUUAUCGCAGUCUGGUCAAGUCCAGGUUCAGGGAGUUGCAAUUGGUGGUUCGUCUUUUCCUGGCCAAGCACAAGUAGUUGCUAACGUCCCUCUUGGACUGCCAGGAAAUAUUACUUUUGUACCCAUCAAUAGUGUUGAUCUAGAUUCUCUGGGACUUGGCAGUGGUUCUCAAACCAUGACAGCAGGCAUUAAUGCAGAUGGGCACUUGAUAAAUACUGGACAGGCCAUGGAUAGUUCAGAUAAUUCUGAAAGGACUGGUGAGCAAGUUUCUCCCGAAAUUACAGAAACUGCCACUGAUAAUGACUUAUUUGUGCCAACAUCAUCUUCAUCACAAUUGCCCGUUACCAUAGACAGUUCAAGUAUAUUGGAACAAAAUGCAAACAACCUGACCACAACUAGUGGUCAAGUUCACAGUUCUGAUCUUCAGGGAAAUUACAUUCAGACAUCAGUCUCUGACGAUACGCAGGCUCAGAAUAUUCAGGUCUCAACGGCGCAGCCAAUUGUACAACACAUACAGCUUCAAGAGUCUCAGCAGCCAACCAGUCAAGCUCAGAUUGUACAAGGUAUUGCGCAACAGACAAUCCACGGUGUGCAAGCAAGUCAGAGUAUAUCUCCACAGGCUCUUCAGAAUCUUCAACUGCAGCUGAAUCCCGGGACUUUUUUAAUUCAGGCACAAACAGUGACCCCUUCUGGGCAGAUAACCUGGCAGACAUUUCAAGUGCAAGGAGUUCAGAAUUUGCAGAACCUGCAAAUUCAGAAUGCACCUGGUCAACAAAUAACUCUAACCCCUGUGCAGACUCUCACUCUUGGUCAAGUUGCAGCAGGUGGGGCACUGACAUCAACUCCAGUUAGUCUCAGCACUGCUCAGUUGCCAAAUCUACAGACAGUUACAGUGAACUCUAUAGAUUCUGCUGGUAUUCAGCUGCAUCAAGGAGAAAAUGCUGGCAGUCCUGCAGAUAUUAGGAUUAAAGAAGAGGAGCCUGAUCCAGAAGAGUGGCAGCUCAGUGGUGAUUCUACACUGAAUACCAAUGAUCUAACACAUUUGAGAGUACAGGUGGUAGAUGAGGAAGGGGACCAACCACAUCAAGAGGGAAAAAGACUGCGACGAGUAGCUUGCACGUGUCCCAACUGCAAAGAAGGUGGUGGAAGAGGCUCCAACUUGGGAAAGAAGAAGCAACACAUUUGUCACAUACCAGGGUGUGGCAAAGUAUAUGGGAAGACUUCACAUCUGAGAGCUCAUCUCCGCUGGCAUUCUGGAGAGCGUCCAUUUGUUUGUAAUUGGAUGUUCUGUGGCAAAAGGUUCACUCGCAGCGAUGAGCUUCAGCGACACCGAAGAACGCACACAGGUGAGAAGAAAUUCGUCUGUCCGGAAUGUUCAAAACGCUUUAUGAGAAGUGACCAUCUUGCCAAACACAUUAAAACACACCAGAAUAAGAAAGGUAUUCACUCCAGCAGUACAGUGCUGGCAUCAGUAGAAGCAACAUCUGAUGAUACUUUGAUUACUGCGGGAGGAACAACACUUAUCCUUGCAAAUAUUCAACAAGGUUCUGUUUCAGGAAUAGGAACUGUUAAUACAUCUGGCACCAGCAAUCAAGAUAUUCUUACCAACACUGAAAUACCUUUACAGCUUGUCACAGUUUCGGGAAACGAGACAAUGGAGUAAAUAUUACACAAGAUACCUAUUAAUUGUGGUUAUUUUUAUACAGUAGUGAGAAGAAUAUUGUUCCUAAGUUCUUAGAUAUCUUUUUAUUGAUGUGCAGAAAUUUUUGGAUUGACAGUAACUUGGUUAUACAUGACACUGAAAUGCCUUACUUUGUAUGAUAUUCCAUAGUAUAUUAAAAUGGUAAAAUUGCAUGGGUUUUGUAGGUACUUUUGGAAUCUAGAAGAGAUGAAAUUUUACCAAGUUAUAUUAAAAAAAAAAAAAAAAGAAUUUAACGAUGGAAAUGGUAAAAUGGUAGUCUAACCAAAUGCAUCAAUCCUGUGUGGUUUAGUGUAAAAAAAAUUAAAAAAAAAAUGAGAACAUGUUGGUAUUUAUCUAUUGUAAGAUAAAAGAAGUUGAUGGGUGAAAAGAAAUCAUGUUAUGAUAAAAGAAAUUUUGUAAUUUUCUUGAUGACUGGAAUUUUUAUUAUGCAUAACUGACAAAUCAAGUUUCCAAGCAAAUGUUACAUAGUGUAGGCUUUACUUAGCUCAUCAACUUGUCAUUUUGAAGCUAAUUAUUUUAAUUAGGUUAACUAUGUACAAUAUUUUAAGCAUUACUCUUGUAAGAUUUUGAAAACUACAUUUUAACAUGGAGCUCUAGGGAUAGUCACCCUUUAAAUCCUAUUGAAAAGCCAUGUUUAAGAUUUAAUUUGCCAAAAUGAUGUCUUGUUAAUAUUCUUUCAGUAACAAAGGUGGGCAAUAUAACCAAUGUUAAAAAAAAAAACUUAAAACGUUUAAAAAAAAAAAAAAGUAUGUAUAGGUUUUGAGGCAUUUGGGUGGUAAGGCAAAUGUUAUAGUGAAGUAUAUCCCUUCUCUUGAACAUUGGAGGACCAAAAAUAAGGUGUAUUGCGUCUCAGCAGUGAUUUUUAUCAAAUCUUUUUCCAAAAUCAUCUGCCAGGGCCUUAAAAGCCAUCAUGUAAAUUACCAGUAAAAUAUAACAUAUGCAAGUACAACGGAAAGAUCACUUCCAUAUUGACAGUACUCCUAAACAUAUGGAUAUAGUCAUAGUGAACUAGGGGUUUUAUGAGGUUUUUGUUUGUUGUUUAGUUUUUGGUUAGUCAAUCUGCAUUUAAAUAUCAGCCAUCUUUCCUUUUUUGCUUCUUCCCUUAAAAAUUGUAUGUAUCCAGUACAUUUAACUGAUAAACAUAUAUGUUUUUUAUUAUGCUGAAUUUUCUUUUUUUAAUUACUGUUUAUAUUUUCAAUUAUAGAAAAAUGUACAAAAUGAAGUUAUAUAGCCAGUCUAUAAGUGCUAUACCAUUUUCCAAAAAUGUACAACAAUAAUUACUGCAGUUCACCUAUUUACAAACAUUUGGAAAUCUGUUCAUUUGUUAUUCUUAAAACCACCUCAAAUUUAAAGGCUACCUUAUUGUACGUUUAAAGUGUAUUAUAACAGUGUGGUAGUUAAUAAAACACUAUUUUUUUUUCUUUUGA
This is a messenger RNA of Gallus gallus (chicken), 5500 nucleotides long. It is a transcript of the gene SP3, whose product is annotated as Sp3 transcription factor. Gene Ontology annotation, biological process: regulation of transcription by RNA polymerase II. Gene Ontology annotation, molecular function: RNA polymerase II cis-regulatory region sequence-specific DNA binding; DNA-binding transcription factor activity, RNA polymerase II-specific. The transcript is spliced from 5 exons. The record is from RefSeq and is a predicted model, not a curated record. Lineage: Eukaryota; Metazoa; Chordata; Aves; Galliformes; Phasianidae. Bases 1917 to 4034 code for a protein of 705 amino acids.